UAAAAAUAGUUAUUUUGUUGUUUUUACACACAUUAAGAAAACGCAUUAAUCAUGCAUUGUUCUUAAAAGUUAUCAAAUUUCAAUGUUUUUUAACCAAUACUUUUUCAAUAAAUUCAAUUAAUUUUAUUGAAAUUUCCAAUUUUUGUAUAGGAAACAUAAAAAAAACUAUCUUUGUGAAACAAUUUUUUUAAAAAACUUGUGUCUUAAUAUCUUAAUGAAACGGAGGGAGUAUAAUUAAGGUAAUUCCAUUCCUUUCACCUUAUUGCAGAUUAUUUAUUAUUCGUUUUACUGUUUUAUUUUUUUGCAUCAUGAUUGGUGAAUCCUUAUAUAAAAUUUCUAAUAUAUAUAUUAGAAAUGAUUUUUAACAAUUGGUGAUUAUAAAAUUAUGCAUUUACACAUAAGCCAAUAAUACAAGGAAAAAAAGAAAAAGAAUCAUUGCUUUGCCAAUUUAGAUUUGACAUAACAUAAACAAAUAUUCGCAGUUUUACUGUCUAUCUUCAAAAUUAGAAAAUAAACUGAGUAAUUACAAGCUUGCUGUUACAAGAAUAUAUAGAAAUCAUUGUUUUGACUUCUAGUUAUUUUUCUUCCCUAUGAAUUAACUUAUUAAAAUAUUCUAUUCAAUUAAAUUUUUGAUCCUCAUCACCUUGUUGCAGAUUAUUAGAUUUACUUUUAGUUACAUUUUUUGCAUCAUGAUUGGUGGAUCAUUAUAUCAUUUUGGAUAUAAAUAUACAAGAGCUAACUUUUAACUUUUUGUUACUAGAAAAUCAUGCAUUCAUAUACUGGACAAAAAUGCAAAGAAAAGAAAUAAAAUAAUUGCCAUACUAAACUACGAUUUUAUAACAUACACAUAUCUUUAGAAUGUUAUUAUCUAUCUACAAAAUUAAAGACAAACUGAGUAAUUACAAGUUUGAUGUUACAAAAAUAAAAAUAAAUUGCCAACUAUGAAAGUUGAUCUCGUAAUUAUGCCGCACACACACUCAAACAUGUAUAUAAACAAAUAGUUUCUCCACCAAAUUGUCCAACAACUCAAAGCAACUAAAACUACACCUUAAAAAAAACUAUGAUGUCGAAGAAGAAAGAAAGCAUGGGACGACAGAGAAUUCCGAUGGUUAAGAUAAAGAAAGAGACUCAUCGGCAAGUCACAUUCUCAAAACGUAGAGCCGGUCUAUUCAAGAAAGCUAGCGAGCUUUGCACAUUGUGUGGCGCAGAGAUUGGGAUCAUCGUGUAUUCUCCUGCCAAAAAGCCUUUCUCUUUCGGCCAUCCCAGCGUCGAAUCCGUAUUGGACCGUUACUUGUCCCGAAACGAUUUGUCCUUAGCCCAAACAAAGAAACCGCAGGGAAACACUGCAGGGAACUGCGAGCUGAAUAUGCUGCUGACGCAGACCGUGAGUGAGGUAGAGGAAGAGAAGAAGAAGGGUCAAGCGAUGGCAGAUGUGAGAAAAGGGAAUGCGGCGAGGCGGUUGGUGACAAAUUGGUGGGAAGGACCAGUGGACGAGAUGAAUGUGGUUCAGUUAAAGGUAAUGAAAUGUGCGUUAGAGGAGUUGAGGAAGAUUGUUGUGUCAGAGACAAAUACGGUGCCGUUUAAGGAGGUGAAAGAGGAUGUGUUCGGUUUCUUGGAUACUAAUAAAGUGACGGCUCCUUCUUACAUGAACACGUCUUCUGGUCUUUCUAAUGCUUAUCAUUUUGGCUAUGGAAAUGGUUGUUUCUGAUUCUUAAAUGUUAUAAAGCUAGUGUCUAGCUAGCUGUUUACUUUUUUCCUCAGAUUGUUUUUUGUUUUCGGCAACAUAGGGAAAUAUUAAUGCUAUCCGGUUCAGGUACUUUGACAGUAGAAUAUAUGCUAUAAUAGAUAUAUAGCUUAAAAUCAAGAUCCUUCUCUUGCAUCAGUACAGUUCCAAUCCCAAUAUCAGAAGCAUCACAUUCUAUCUCAAAUGUUUUGAGAAAGUUGGGCAAUACCAAUAAUGGCGCAUUGGUCAAUCUUUCUUUGAGUGUUUGGAAUGCCUCUUCUUGCUCCAAACCCCAAGUGAACCCCACACUUUUUUGAUAAUUUGUGAGUGAGAGAAGCUACGGAGCUGAAAUCUUCCACAAAUCGUGUAUAUGGGGGUUUCUCCUUCCUGAGUUUAGUUUCAGUUUUUGAUUUGAAGCUUGGAGCGGAGUAGGGCUGUGUUUUAUUGGUCUUUGAUGUUGAUUUGUUGGGUAGCUUUACGUCUUCUAAGAAUCGUUUGUGGCUAGUUCAUAUACGUCGGCCGUAGCACCAUGGUUGCAUACGUCUCUGUGCGUUGUUGUAUACGGUAUCGGUCCUGGGAUAUUUCGGGUCCAAUACGAAACUAAAAAUAUAGGCCCUGAAUAGUUAAUUAAAAAUUUAAAUUAUUGAAACUGUAAUUUACAGUUAAGAAUUACAAUAUCCCUAAGACUUAUAAAAGUAUCAAUUCUGAAAAUUAUCUUUCUAUUUCAUUUUAUAUAAGAAAAUGAAAAAGAAUAUCCAACAUUUUUAUGAUGUUAUAUGUUCAAAAUAAGUCUUAGAACACAUUUUUCCUUUCAUAUGCUAACAACAAAAACAUAAAUAUAAGCCAAAAAACUAUAUUAAUUGUAGGCCCAUGCUAAUGUUUCUUAAGCAUGUGUUCAAACACGGGCCUGGUUGUAAGUCGCAUGUCUUGUUUGUUUCUUGGUUUAUUCGGAUUCAGAGUGGGUUAAGUUUUGCUUGACUUUUGUAUCAGUUGUUCCGUUCUUCUGCCAUGUUCAGUGUGUCCCUUUGGUCAGAGUUUAGAGAAUGGUUAGGCUGUGUUUUGGGUUCGCCUUCUAGAUGCUAAAUCUUUGCGGAGUCAUCUUAAAUCCUUUCUUUUGUUGCUCGGUGAGCUAUUGAGGUUUGGGUUUCUAGCUAUGCAGUGGUUUUGAUCAUCAAAUUUUCUCUUGCGAGAAGUGGCCAGUCUUCUGUUUGAAGGUGGCAGAAUCUGGAAUGUGAGUGUCUGCGUGUAAGAGUUGCUGGUCACAGUCGGCGUUUUUCCGUCACAGAUUAAGGGUUCGCCUUGAACCUUGUUUUAUUGUUUAUUUGAUCCAUUGGUGGUCUACUUCAGGUGUGGCUCCUCCACCUUGCUUCUAGUUCACUACAAGAAAAAGUCUUUUCUAACGGACUUUUAUUCGUAUUUUUUUCGGUCGAAAAUUUAUGAUGGAUUUCCAACGGAUAUUUAAAUUGGUUGGAAACUUCCGACAGAAAUAAAUUGGAAAGAAGACGGUCAGAAAUUUUCAACUGUUUUCAGACGACAAAAUCUUAAAAAUAUAAUCGUUGGAAAUCCGUCGAAAAUUUCUAACUGAAUGAAGUGGUUAGAAAAUCAUCAGAAAUUUCCGAUGGAUUGACCAAAUUUUGAAACCCUAAACCAUGAACAUGAUUUUAAACCCUAAACUCUAAACAAACUUAAUAUUACAUCUCAAAAUCUCAAGGUUAAACUCAAAUCUUAAACUUAUACUUUAAACCCUAUACUACAAACACCAAAACCCAUAUCUAAAACUUAAAGUCAAAAUUUUAUUAUUUUCAAAAUUUAUUUUCAAAGCAUAAAUCUAAACCAAAAUAUUAUAUUCUAAGCCCUAAGAUUUUGGAAAUUUUUGACGGGGUUAUUCCGUUGGAAAUUUUGGAAAUUUCUGACGGUUUGGUAACGACUGGAAAACGGUCAAAAAAUUUCAACCAAUUUGUGACCUUAAAAUUUUCCAACCAAAUAGAACUGACCGUCAAAUCCGCCGGAAACCGGUUUCUGACGGAUUUGACGUUUGAAAUGACUUCUUUUCUUGUAGCGGUUGUUUCCUUGUUUUGUGUUUUUACUGCGUUGCUGGUUCUAGUGGAGUUCGUGGGUUCGAUUCUCUUCAUGUUUUUUAGGUGGAGUUGUGAUUUGAGAGUCUCAGUGCUCUUGUUCGUUUGUUUAGCUUCAACCCUCCUGCUAUCAUUGGUUCUAGUGUGGAAGCAUCUUGUUGCAGGUGUUUAUGGUUUGAGCUUGGAUUGAUUUAAGUCUGUUUUAUCCCCCAUCCUUAUUAAGGUUCUUUGUUUUUUUUGUUAAAAGGGCAUUUAAGGUUCUUUGUUGUUGUUGGGUUUCCUUUCUCUAGGGCAUAGUCUCUCUAUUUGAGCUGUAGACAGUGGUACUUAACCGGUUUCGAUAACGGUCUUAGUAGCCAUUUUAGUAUUCCAAAUGUUGUAACCUUUGAACUCAUAUAAUAGUAAUAACACCGGAUGACAAAAAAAAUGUUACGCCUGACAUUCUUAAAAUAUUCUUACGGUUUAAUAUUUAAUAUUUAAU
Molecule: messenger RNA, 4279 nt
Organism: Brassica napus (rape)
Lineage: Eukaryota; Viridiplantae; Streptophyta; Magnoliopsida; Brassicales; Brassicaceae
Product: agamous-like MADS-box protein AGL61
Exons: 1
Coding region: 1061-1708 (215 amino acids)
Biological process (GO): positive regulation of transcription by RNA polymerase II
Molecular function (GO): protein dimerization activity; DNA-binding transcription factor activity, RNA polymerase II-specific; RNA polymerase II cis-regulatory region sequence-specific DNA binding
Source: RefSeq, a predicted model, not a curated record